Trypanosoma theileri is the source of this 2703-nucleotide messenger RNA. RefSeq lists its product as uncharacterized. Gene Ontology annotation, molecular function: rRNA binding; U3 snoRNA binding. NCBI's taxonomy places the organism in Eukaryota, Euglenozoa, Kinetoplastea, Trypanosomatida, Trypanosomatidae. Gene Ontology annotation, biological process: maturation of SSU-rRNA from tricistronic rRNA transcript (SSU-rRNA, 5.8S rRNA, LSU-rRNA). Bases 1 to 2703 code for a protein of 900 amino acids. Gene Ontology annotation, cellular component: nucleolus; small-subunit processome. The transcript has a single exon. The record is from RefSeq and is a predicted model, not a curated record.
AUGGGCAGACCAGGUGGUUUCUUCAAACGACUAAAGGCUAAACAAAAACGCCAAAGCUCACAUCGGCGUCGUGGCACAAAGGGCGCAUCUAAAGAAGAACGCCGUGCGAAACAUAAUGAACGUGUGGAUUACUACGCUGCCAAGCGAGAAGCGGAGGAACUCGCGGCGAUCAGCAGCAGCGAGAGCGGUGAUGAUCACGACGGCGGGGCGGUGUCAACAGACUCUGAGGCGGAGUUGCGCCGAGAGGAACAAUCGUUGAUGCGGCUUCGUCAACUGCUUGGGGCUGGUGGUGUGGGGAAUGGCCGCGGAGCAAAGCGUAAACGCAGCGGUGAAGAAGAAGAAGAAGAACAAGAUAAUCAUCGUAAUAUUAAUAAUAAUAAUGAGGGGAAGGGUGAGAAUGCGAGUAAGACGACGGAUAAUGGUAAUAAGGAUAAUAAUAAUAAUAAUAAUAAACAGAAGAGGAAGAAGAAGAAGGGUGGUAUGAAGGCGGUAGAUGAAUUGAGUGAGGAUAGUGAGGAUUGGAGAGCCUAUCUGUCCAGUGGAGAAGAAGAAGAAGAAGUAGAAGAAAUUGAAGAAAUGGAGGAGGAGGAAGAAGAAGAAGGAAUGGAAGAUCAGGAGAUGGAUGAUGAGGAAGGCUACGAUGAUGUUGAUUAUGGUGAUGAAGAUGAUGAUGAUGAUGAAGAUGAUGAUGAAGAAGAAGAAAGUGAGGAGUUGGAUAUGGCGAAGGAGGAUGCAUAUGAAGAUGAUGAUGAGGAUGAGAAUGAGGAAGAGAAGGAAACAGCGCAGUUACUUCCCCAAUUCCAUCACGGCACAACAAGUCUCAAUGCACUGCAGCAUGUUGUGAGUGCCACAGAUCCGUGGUUCUUAAAAUAUCAUCAGGACCGUCAUGGUGAUAUUGACACAACUCCCAUGCAAUCACAACCAUGCGGGGAUAGUAAUAUCGCCGUCUCGGCCUCUACACAUGCUGUGGAACACUUUCUACAUAAACCCUUUGCUCUUGAUAAGGUAUCUAGUUUGGGUAAUGGAUUGGCGAAUGGAGGGGGUAAACAACAGAAACAGGAAAAGAAGGAAGAACGACCUCCGUAUAUGCAUGAGACAUUGUGGAAGAAAUGGUUGGAGUAUUGUACGGCGGAAUCACGUGGCCCAAUGACACAGGAAGAACGUGGUUUACUGGAUCUCUUGCAGGGUUAUCCAGAUAUGAUAGACUGUUGUCGCUCAUGGGAUAAUGCCGACUCUAGGCGUGAGAUAUUUUUACUACAUGUGCUUAAUCACUGGUUUAAGGCACGAUCUGUUGUGUUGGCCCAUGAUGCCAUUCUACGAGAACGAAAGGCGAAGAAAAAGAAGGAAAAGAAUAAGAAUAAGAACAGUAGUAAUAGUAGUAGCAAGAAGGGUAGUAAGAAAAAAGCGAAGGAUGAAAGUGAUAAUGAGGACGAAGAUGAUGAUGAAGAAGAGUAUGAAGAGUAUGAAUUGCGUGAUCGUGGAUUUGGUAAGACGCGUCUACUCAUUAUGUUACCCAUGCGCAACAUUGCCCAUCGUUAUAUGAUGACACUUGUAAAACUCUUGCGUGCCUCACCUGAGGAUUGUCCAAAGUUGUCUACAUUUGAUGAAGACUUUAGUGAACUUGAAGAGGCAAUGGAUCCAACCUUCAAACGUCGUCCACGUGAGUAUCAGAUGCAAUUCGCUGGUAAUGUAGAUGAUGCCUUUUGUGUAGGUGUUCGACUUGCCCCAUCCUCUCUACGUGUAUACACUCAUCCUCUUAACAGUGAUCUUCUUAUCUGUUCCCCACUUGGUCUACGGCGUCGAUUGGAGCGUAGUGGAGAUGCCGCGGUCUCCUUAGCGUCUGUGGAGGUUUGUGUAAUUGAUGAAGCGCAUGUGUUGUUAAUGCAGAAUUGGCAACAUGCCGCUCAUGUGCUCCGCCGUCUUCUUAACAAGCGGCCAACAGACACAACGCAUGGAUUGGCGGAUAUGCGGCGGGUGUAUGGAUGGGCACUUGCAGGUCAUAGUGGUCGUCAUCGACAAACUAUCAUGUCUGCAAAUGUCUCGCAUGCCACUUUACUCGCAACCCUGCGGGCGGCGUGUGUAAAUAACUCUGGACGUGUGUUAUUACAACGACGAGAGGAGGAGGGUGUACUUUCACAGGUGAUGGUGCCUGUUCGACAGCACUUUUUACGAUUUGAACCACCACAGUUAAAUAAUGUGGAGGGAUGUGAUGAUGCACGGUUUGAUUUCUUCACACAGGAGGUGUUUGCAACUAAGAUUAGUCCACUUGUACAGCGGGAUGUGCGGACGAUUAUUUUUGUUCCCUCUUAUUUUGAUUUUGUGCGAUUACGUAAUUAUAUGAUUCGUGAACAUCGGGAUACCUUUGCGGCUAUUAGUGAAUAUACAUCACUACAGCAACAGCGUAAGGCGCUUGGACAGUUUACAGAUUUGGAACGUCCCUUAUUAUUGGUAACGGAACGAUUCUACUUUUUUAAGCGUUACUUUGUAAAGUUAGCAGAGGUGAUGGUCUUUUACAGUCCACCUGUAUUUCCUGCUUUUUAUGUUUCUCUUGUAAAUCGUCUUGUGGCUACUUCACCGAAUGCAUUUGCAUUAACUUUAUUCUCUCGCUUUGAUACACAUGAACUAAAUCGUAUUGUCGGUACACGGCGCACACGACAGCUGCUCGAGCGGGAGGCAGAUGCCUUUUCUUUUGUGACAAACUAA